Messenger RNA from Triticum turgidum subsp. durum (durum wheat), 1473 nucleotides. NCBI's taxonomy places the organism in Eukaryota, Viridiplantae, Streptophyta, Magnoliopsida, Poales, Poaceae. The record is from the annotation of a GenBank genome assembly.
AUGCAGUCGCCGGAGUCCUCCUCCUCCGCCGCGCCGGUCCUCCUCAACAUCGGUCCGUCCCUUAUUCCUCGCUCCCGUCUGGCCCACGCGGCCGCGAAUUCGAGGCUUAUCACUGCGGGGGCGGUGUUCGUGGACAGGGAUGGGAAGCAUUUCAGGCACAUCCUCAAUUGGCUAAGGGACGGUGCCAUCCCGGCGCUCUCGGAGUCCGAACACCACCAACUCCUGCGAGAGGCGGAGUACUACCAGUUGCUCGGUUUGGCUGAUUACAUUAAUGAGAAAUUGGCUUCCAAAAAGACUGAGAAUUCGUGUGAGGCUGAAUUGACACGCAAAGAUGUGAUCAAGUGCAUUCAAGCCCAGAAAAUCAGAUUUCGUGGCCUGAAUCUAUCCGGCCUUGAUCUAUCUAAACUUGACUUAUCAGAGGUGGACUUCAGUUAUGCGUGCAUCGAGAGAACCAACUUUUCAUGUGCUAAUCUUCAUAAAGCAAAAUUUAGGCUGGUGGAAGCUGCACAUUCUUCAUUUGAACAGGCAAAUUUACAUGAGUGUGAGCUUACUGGAGCAAAUCUUCAAGACGCUGUCCUAGACAGAGCAAACGUUCAAAGCGCAAACCUGCAAGGGCAGUUCUUUGUAACUUACCAUCUUAGGGCAUCUUCAAAGCCACGUAGGACUCCGACACUCCCGGCCCACCCAGAACCCCUCCUGGACCUGCGCCUCCAUCCUCCCAUCUUUCUCUGCAUCCGUUUCCUUUCUUGCAUCCGCCACCGCUUCACCACCCUGAUCUCCCGCCACACCCUUGCUGGAACUCGACGAUUCCGUCUCCCCCUUGCCCCAAAACAAGAAGCAGCUAGAAAGGAUGUUGAGAGGGCAUUUGGAGUUCUGCAAGCACGUUUUGCAGUUGUUCGUGGACCUGCAAAACAAUGGGAUCCGGAGACCUUGUGGGAGGUGAUGACAUGUUGUGUGAUCAUGCACAACAUGAUUGUGGAGGAUGAGGGUGAGGAUGCUGCCAUAGCUCUUGAAUUUGAGAACAUGGGUGAUCCUAUCGAACUUUCGGACCAGAAUCCGGCCACAUUUGAUGAGUUUGUUCAAAUGCAUCAACAAAUUCUUUAUCGAGCAACUCAUGAGCAACUGAAGGAAGAUUUGAUUGAGGAUCUUUGGGAGCUUUGGAUGGCUGGCUCCCGCAUCCUUGUCCGUGGACUGGUCCCCCUGUCCGCGGACGGAUGCGAUGCAUGCUUAACGGGAUGUAGCUUCAUUGAGACAGAUGUCCGUUCAGCCCAUUUACAGAAUGCUAAUCUUACGGGUGCCGAUUUGAAUGGAGCUAACCUUGAAGGGGCCAAUCUCAAGGGGGCUAAGUUGUCGGGUGCAAACUUGCAAGGGGCAAAUCUUCAGCGAGCCUACUUGAGAGAAGUUGAUUUGCGUGAAACUGAUUUGACUGGUGCUAAGCUUGGAGGAGCAAAUCUUCUUGGAGCUAUCAGAUAG